UCCGAAGCCGAGUGACGUUCCUGUUGGAGCAUAGUCUUGUUGACACUUGUCUUCUGCUGAUUGAAUGACAGUAUCUGUUUUUAUGCCAUAUAACUUUUUAAUCCCCUCAGCUCCGGUUCUGUUUUUACAAAGCAGAUUGCUGUGUAUUUUAUUUGUGCGCUUUCUUGGCUCAAAUGUAAAAUAUUGAUGAAAAGGGGGAAGUUUCAUGUCACACUGGACAGAAAGUGAGCUGGCACAAACAUGAAGGACGCUGUAAAGUUUGCAGUUCCAUUCCUGUUUUUCAUCUUUAUUUUAUCCCCCUCCACGACCGCUCCGUCGACGCUGUACCACGGAAAUGUGGGUGAAAACUCGACUUGGCAGACGCUCGUACCUGUCAGCUCAGAGCGCCGCCACCCCUCGCCGGAAUCGGGACCGGGCAGCGCUUUAGCGGGGAAGGGAGCCUCCGAUUCCAGCGCUGUCCCCCCAAGCCACGACAGCCGCCGGUCUCUGGAAGCCUCAAGAAGUUUAGGCGGGCAGUUAAAACCACCGUACGCGCUAAGAGCUGAUGCCGCGGAGCUGGAGACCCAAGUCCCGGACGUAAACAGCAGCGCCCCCGAAAGUGGACAGGCAACGCCUUCCGGGCCCCCGGUCGGUGCGGGCGGCGUCUCCCCGCGGGUCCCUAUGGCCAUGCCGCGGAAGCCGAGGGCAGCACCCGGGGAGCUGUCCUACGCUGUCCCCGUGUCCGAGGAUGCGCGUAUCGGGGACCUGAUUUUCACGGUGCCCGAUCACAGGUUUGCCAGGCGGUGGUUCGAGGUGGUUCUGGGCGUGGACUCGCCGGUCCAGAUCGAGCGGGACUCGGGCCGGCUGUACUUGGCGAGUAAGCUGAGGAGCGCUGCUGAUGUGCUGGUUAAAAUCCACAACUUCGGAGGAGACGAGUGGUACCUGUGCCGGCUGAGCCUGCGUGCACCUGGCAUGUCAGACCUGCAGUGGGCCAUGUUCCCGUUCCCCUACCUGGCCGCCAUUGGGCCCAACACAGCCCCAGGCGCCACGGUUUACCGACUGUCAGCCCGUCGCACCUCUGACUCUUCGGGCUCCUUGCGCUUUCUGCUGGUGGAGGGAGGGGAGGGCCGGUUUGAGGUCGACCCAGCGUCCGGGGAGAUUCGGACCACGGAGCAGCCGUUGACGCUCAACAAGGAGUAUGUGCUGACGGUGCAGGUGGAGGACUUUCUGGCCCAGAGGGGCUCGCUGGCGAGCGUGGCCGUCCUGGUGGGCUUCCGCCCACCCCAGUUCACCAACGCCUCCUACACGGCCUUCGCUCCAGAGAGCACGGCAGCCGGGCAGGCCAUCACCGUGGUGCAGGCCGUAUCGUUCCAGCGACAGAGCCUCUCCUACACGUUGGUGAUGAACCCCGGCAAUCUGUUCAGCAUCAACCAGGAGAGCGGCGCCGUGAGCCUGACCCGAGCCGUGGACUACGAGGGAGGCCAGCACCUGUAUCACCUGCAGAUCCGCGCCUCCGAACCAGGAACGGGCCUGAGCAGCUUGGCAGAGGUGGUGGUGCACAUCACUGAUGAGAACGACUGCACCCCCGAGUUCAUGCAUUCCAUAUACAGCCGGGACAGUGUUGCUGAGGUCACGCCCCCUGGAAGCUCCCUGCUGCAAGUGCUGGCCCGGGACUGUGACAGUGGCCUAAACGCAGAGGUCUCCUAUUUCAUCCAGAGUCCAGACUUUGACGUUAAUGGCCAGGGUGUGGUGAGUCCACGGCAUACGUUGGACUACGAGCGACCCAACCACAUGUAUGAGUUUGUGGUGGUAGCGGUGGAUCGCGGCACUCCGGCCCGCACCGGCACCGCCUCCGUCCGGAUCCGUCUGGCCAACGUCAACGACGAGGUCCCUGUCUUCUCCCAAGCCGUGUAUAAGACCUUUCUGUCUGAGGACGCGGGACCGGAGACGCUGGUAGCCAUCGUCCACGCCAAGGACCCGGAUGGGGACGCGGUAACGUACGCCAUCACCGGGGGCAACGAGGACAGCAACUUCGAGCUAGACAAUCAGAAGGGAAUCAUCAAACUGCGCAGAAGCCCUCCCCCCAGGCUGCGGGGCCCCCAGUACAUCCUGAACAUCACGGCCACGGACGACAAUGCUUCCGGUGGGCCCCACCCACUCAGUAGCUCCGCCCAGGUCAUCGUGGGCAUAAACGACAUCAACGACAAUAAGCCCGUCUUCGACGAGUGCCAGAACUACAGCCUGAGCACCUGGGUCCUUGAGAACCAGCCGCUGGGGACCUUUGUGCUGCGGGUGCAAGCCCACGAUGCCGACAUCGGCGCCAACGGGCAGGUCCGGUAUGGCAUCAUGCACCGUGACAGCGCCUCCUCCGGGUUCGCCAUCGAUCCCGAGACCGGUGUCAUCAGCACCACGGCGAGCUUCGACCGUGAGCGCCAGCGGGAAUACACCCUGUCCGUCACGGCCACCGAUCUCGCCGAGGAGCCGCUCAUCGGCAUCUGCCAGGUCACCGUGCUCAUCGCCGACCAGAAUGACAACGACCCCAAGUUCGAGAACAGCCGAUAUCAGUACUUCCUACGCGAGGACACACCCGUGGGGACCAGCUUUCUGCGUGCGGCCGCCCACGAUGAUGACCAGGGGGCCAACGCCGCCAUCACCUACUCGCUGUCCCCCCACCAGCCUGCCUACUUCCACAUCAGCCCCAGCACCGGCUGGAUCUACGUCAAGCAGCCCAUCUCGCAGACGUCCCGCAUCAGCCAGCAGAUCAUCGCCACAGACGGGGGGAACCGAAGUGUAUCAGUGGAGCUGACCGUCAUGAUCACCAACAUCUACAACCAGCCCCCUGAGUGGGAGCGGGCGGAGUACUCGGUCACCAUUCCGGAGAACACGGUGCGGGACACCACGAUCGUGACCAUAAAAGCCACGUCGCCCUUGGGUGACCCCCGGGUGACCUACAACCUGGAGGAGGGGCAAGUUCCGGAGACCAACAUGCCCGUGCGCUUCUACAUCAAGCCCAACCGGGCCGACGGCUCCGCCUCCAUCCUGGUGGCCGAGCCUCUGGACUUCGAGGUCACGCGGUUCUUCACGCUGCGGGUCCGGGCGCAGAACGUGGCUGCCGUACCGCUGGCAUCAUUCACCACUGUCCAUGUUAACCUCACAGACGUCAACGACAACGUGCCGUUCUUCAUGUCGCCCACGUACGAGGCCACUGUCCCCGAGGGGGCCGACAUCGGCACGUCGGUGAUCCAGGUGUCUGCCGUGGACCUGGACUCGGACCUCCACGGCACGAUCAACUACAUCAUCCUGAAGGACCAGAGCGGAGACUCGCAGUUCUUCAGCAUCAACGCCCACACAGGAGUCAUCCACAGCCGCGCCUCCUUCGACAGAGAGCAGAAGGGCUCCUAUCUGAUCGAGGUCCAGUCGCAGGACGGCUCGGAGUCGGCCAGGCCGGGCCAGCAGGGGCAGCCCAACACAGACACAGCCUACGUGCGGAUCUUCAUCACGGACGUCAACGACAAUGCCCCCGCCUUCUCCCAGGCCGUGUACGAGAUCAGCGUGGAGGAAGACCAGGAAGUGGGUUCCGCGGUCAUCACUGUCACAGCCAACGACGAGGAUGAAGGAGCGAACGCCAAGCUGAGGUACCAGAUCACGGCGGGCGACGUGCUGGGUGCCUUCGACGUGGAGCCCGAGGUGGGCACGGUGUUCAUCGCGCAGCCGCUGGAUUACGAGGUCGAACGGCGCUAUGAGCUGUUGCUGGUGGCCUCUGACGGCAAGUGGGAGAACCGGACGGCGGUGGUGGUGAACGUGGUGAACCGCAACGACGAGGCGCCGCUCUUCGGGCAGAACCAGUAUCACGCGGCUGUCACCGAGGAGCUCAGCGGCGGGCCCGUGCUGGUGCUGGAGGUGUCAGCCAUCGACCCCGAUCAGGAGGCAGACCAGGCCGCCGUCCGCUACUCGCUGCACGGGCAGGGCGCCGGGACCGAGUUCACCAUCGAGGAGUGGACAGGCCGCAUCUACGCACAGAAGAAGCUGGACCGAGAGCAGCGCGCCGUCUGGCGUUUCCUGGUGCUGGCGACCGACGAGAACGGGGCGGGGCUCACCGGCUUCGCCGACGUCAUCGUGGAGGUGCGGGACGUCAAUGACAACGCGCCGGCGUUCCCAUGCGCUGUGGAGAGCUGCUUCGUGGGCCACGUGCCAGAGAACUCACCGGCUGACACGUCCAUCAUGGACAUGAGGGCCACAGACCUGGACGACCCCAAAGCCGGGAAGAACGCCAUCCUGACGUACCGCAUCAUGCAGAACGUGCGCAACGAGAUCAACCUGAACUUGUUCUCCAUCAAUCCCUCCACGGGGACCAUUUAUACAGUGCUUCGUUCCCUGGACAGGGAAGCAGUGGAUCGGUACUUCGUGGUGGUGGAAGCUCAAGACGGGGGUGGUCUCUCGGGGACCGGAACUGCGACUAUUAUGGUGUCUGACGUCAAUGACCACACUCCCAUUUUCACCCAGAAGGUGUACACAGCCUCUGUGACCGAGAACCUGGACAUCAACAGUGCAGUGCUGGUGGUGUCCGCCACAGAUGGAGACCAGGGAGAGAAUGCGCUGAUGACCUUCAGCAUCGUGGGAGGCGACGAGGACCGCAAGUUCUUCAUCGAGACGGACAAGGUUAAUCGGCGGGGGACGGUCCGGCUGAAGAAGAAGAUCGACUUUGAGAAGCCCCAUGAACGUACCUUCAACCUGACCCUGAAGGCGGAGGACAUGGACUUCUUCAGCCUGGCCUACUGUGUCAUUCAGGUGGAGGAUUCCAACGACCACGCGCCUGUCUUCUUCCCCCAGUUCUACGACGCAGGCUCCAUGUUCGAAGACGUUCCCAUCGGGACGAUAGUUGCUCAAGUCACUGCCGUUGACUUGGACUCAGGCCAGAAUGGGAAGUUCUUCUACACCAUCGUCCCUGAGUCUGAUCCCCAUGACCAGUUCCUGGUGGAUAAGAAUGGAUGGGUGGUUGUGGCAGGUUCUUUGGAUCGAGAAAAGAUCUCUCAGCACCGCCUCAUGGUUCACGCUACAGACAUGGGCAACCCGGCGCUGACGGGCACAUCCAUCGUACUGGUGACUGUGCAGGACGUCAAUGACAACGGGCCGGAGUUUGAGGCACCUUAUAAGCCAAUCGUGUGGGAGAACUCGGCUGCACCCCAGAUAGUCCGUAUGAACGAGACCUCGGUCCUGCUGCACGCCACCGAUAGAGACUCCACCCCCAACACCGGGCCCUUCGCCAUCCGCCUGCUCACACAGAGCCGCGACGCGGCUGCCUUCAACCUGACAGACCUCAGGAACGGCAGCGCUCUCCUCACUGCCCUGCUCACCUUCGACCGUGAGCAGCAGAAGGAGUAUCUCCUGCCCAUCCUGAUGAUUGACAGUGGAACUCCUCCAAUGAGCUCCACCAACACGCUGACUGUUACCAUCGGCGACCGGAAUGACCAUCCCCAUGAAGCAGGCCACACUGAUUUCAUCGUUUACAGCUACAAAGGCUUCCUGCCAACAGCCCCACUCGGACAGGUUCGAUCCCCCGACCUUGAUGACUGGAAUGAGAAGCUUUACCGACUGGAAGGCAAGACCUCCAGGCACUUUGUGCUGAACCGGAGCUCUGGGCAGAUCAGCCUGAAGGCCGACACUCCGCCUGGGAGCUACAGCCUGCAGGUCCGGGUGUCAGACGGAACCUGGCCCGACGUGAUAUCCAGCGCAGAGGUCACCAUCAUGGAGCUGAAGGAGGAGGCCGUGGAGAACGCCGGCUCCCUGCGCUUGUCCAACCUCACCCUGGAGGAGUUCUUCUCAGGGGCCCCGGGCCGGGAGAGCCGAUUCCUGCGGCUGAGGCGCUUCCUGUCCGAGGUCCUGCAGACGGAGCCCGAGUGCGUGCAUGUCUUCAAUGUGGCCGAGAGCCGGCGGCGCCCCCGUGAGGUCACCGUGUGGUACGCCGCCCAGGGCUCGCCCUACUACAAGGCCGAGAAGCUCAAUGGGAAUGUGGCCUUGCACAGGGCCAAGCUGGAGGCGGUGCUGGGCACCCCCGUCUCCCAGGUGGGCGUGGACGACUGCGCCUACAGCGACUGCGGCUCCACGGGGGGCUGCAGCAGCACUGUGCGCUUCGCCGACACCCCCACCCCGCUGAGCCGGGGCAGCACUGCGCUGGUGUCGCUGGCCGCGUCUGUCGGAGCCCGGUGCGGCUGCCAGGCCCGGGAGAGCCCCCACCUCGCCUGCGCCUCCUACCCGCGCGGCCCGUGCCUGAACGGGGGCUCCUGCGUCGACGGGGAGCUGGGAUACAGGUGUCAGUGCCCCCCCAUGUUCGAUGGGCCCGAGUGCCAGCAGGUGAAGCACACGUUCGGUGGGCACGGAUACGCCUGGUUCCCGCCGCUGAAGCCCUGCUUCCACAGUCGCAUUUCUCUGGAGUUCCUGACGGAGGCGGCGGAUGGGCUGUUGCUGUACAACGGACCUCUGGGUCCCACGCAGGCCGGUGAUGUCGAGGACUUCAUCGCAGUGGAGCUGAAGAACGGGCUUCCGACCCUGAGUGUGAGCCACGGGUCUGGGGUCCUGACCUUGCAGCUGGCCCCGCGGCUGGGGGUCGCCGAUCGGCGCUGGCACCGCCUCGACAUAAUGAACGACGGCAAGACUGUGCAGUUCAUGCUGGAUCUCUGCUCCGGAGCCACAGCAGCCGAGGGGGACGGGCGGGGGUCUGAGGUGCCCGAGAUGGAGGAGUCAGCCUGCAGGGCGUCUGGCGAGACCCCAGGGAUGGCGAGAUUCCUCAAUGUGAGGCAGCCCCUGCAGCUGGGCGGGGUGAAGCAGACCCCCCCACACAGACGCUUCCGGAGCUUCAGAGGCUGCGUGCAGAACCUGGUGGCGGACAGUCAGGUGUACGACCUGGGGGGUCCGGCCGAGAGCAUGGACAGCUCACCGGGCUGCAGCCUGACGGACGGCGUGUGCCUGACCGCGGGGGGGCCAUCCUGCGGCGACCAUGGCACAUGCCUGGGCGAAUGGGGCUCCUUCAGCUGCGACUGCCACCCGGGAUUCAGCGGACACAAAUGCGACAGAGGUCUGCCUGAGUGGUCCUUCGAGAGGGACAGCAUGCUGCAGUACCGGCUGCGGGAUGCGGGCGAUCCCCGGCACACCGACAUCCAGCUGCUCCUGCGCACUCGCUCCCCCAGCGGCGUCCUGCUCAGCCUCGCCUCACACAACACCAGCCGGCACAUCACCCUGGAGAUCGCAGAUGGGCACCUGAGCGUCCGUGCCGACGUGGGUGAGGGGGAGCGGAGCCUCAUCCUCGCCGGGCCGCGUCUAGACGGGGGCCAGUGGCUGCUGGCGGGCCUCGUGCGGCACGACGGCCUUUUCACACUGCGGUUGGAACGAGGUGGUGGGACCCACGAGGUCAGCGCCAUGCUGGCCCAGAGCCGGCGACUCGCGGUGCCACCCGCCACUCUGCUGCUGGGCUCGGGCCCCGGCCGUCUGGCCCACCAGGACUUCCACGGCUGCCUGAGGGACGUGCGGAUCAGCGGCCACUCGGUGCCUCUGGAUGGCCAGAGUACGGAUUUCGGCGCUGUGACAGAGCGCCAGGGGGUGCAGCCGGGCUGCCGGUCGGACGCCUGCGCGGGCAGGCCCUGCCACGCCCCACUGAACUGUGUGGACCUGUGGAGGAGGCACGAGUGCAGGUGUGCGGCAGGUCAGGUCAUGGUGGUGGACAACGUGUCAGGGCUCCAGCACUGCGCCCCAUCCCCAUGUGCACCCUCCACCUGCCACAACGGUGGCACCUGCCUCACCCAGUCACCCCAGAACUUCCAGUGCCUUUGCCUGGAUGGCUUCCGGGGCCAGUGGUGUGAGGUGAGCCAGAUGAAGGCGCUCCGCCUGGCCGCCCUGAGCCCCAGCUCCAUCCUGGCCAUCAGCAUGUGUCUGCUCGUCUUCUUCGCGGUUCUGGUCGCCGUGACAGUGUGGAACCAGAAGGGCAGCCGAAGUAAGUUCCAGAAGCAAGGCGUGUACCACAUCCCGGCAGAACACGAGAGCUGGGAGGACAUCCGAGAGAACAUCCUGAAUUACAACGAGGAGGGAGGGGGCGAGCAGGACCAGGUAGGGCCCCCCCCCUAAUGCAAUGUGUAACGGACACACAGAUUUUAUCACCCUCAUAACACGUUUUCACCCUUCAUCACUCUCAUAAUGCAGAUGUUUCCACCCACUUGUCACCAUUGUAACGCAUUGUAACCCAUUCCAGUAACACAGAUGUUUUCACCCGCUGUCGUCCU
Molecule: messenger RNA, 8249 nt
Organism: Paramormyrops kingsleyae
Lineage: Eukaryota; Metazoa; Chordata; Actinopteri; Osteoglossiformes; Mormyridae
Source: RefSeq, a predicted model, not a curated record